Notodromas monacha is the source of this 851-nucleotide messenger RNA. The record is from the annotation of a GenBank genome assembly. NCBI's taxonomy places the organism in Eukaryota, Metazoa, Arthropoda, Ostracoda, Podocopida, Cyprididae.
CGCGGAACCAUGUUACCCGUUAGUAUGCUGAAAUGAGUCCGCGGGGAAAUGUGUAAACCCUCGUAUGCACAGAUUUCCCUACAGUAAAAUCCCAAAAUUUUCAAAUAGUACGUGACGCGAGAAUAACCAUGAAGUUCCUGCUUCUGAGAAAACCUUGGCUCGCCACGACUUCCUCCUCAAUUUCCGCUUUGACGUUCAUCGGCGUCCUUUCAUUUCUCUCGUCGCAAUGGGAAUCCGCUUCCGGAGCAGUGCUUUUCGUGACGAGCAAAAUCCCGUUCCUGGACAUGCCUUACGAAAUGGACGAGACGGAAUUGUUCAUCGCACUUCCGGUCGUGGGUUUCGUCUGGGGCAUGUACAUUUUCGGCAUCCUUCCGGUCAAGGUGGGCGGCAAGAAUCUGCUGACUUCGCUCGUCACGGAUCGCCUCCAGGAAUCCGGAAAUAAUAGCAAUGCGACUGAACCGACGUGUGAGGCUCUGACUGUCCUUGACUUGCUGAGAUGUCGCUUCAAUACAACAGCUGCAGCAGAUGGUGAAAGGAACCAGACUUCCCUGAUGAAUCCAGAAGAAUCCCUGCGAUACGAUCUAUUGACUGAAAUUGCCAACACCCUGGUCAAAUUGGACGACAAUCAAAUUGAGGAUACACUUGGCUCAGGCAGAAGCAGCAGUCCUUUACUUGAUGGGGAUACCAAUGAGCCUGAUGGACAAUGGGUCAUUGGUCGGACCAUAAAGGUCACGAGCUGCACUUUCGUGUUGGCUUCGCAGUUGCGCACAAGCACUUGGUCUGGAAAAGUGGAGCAUUGCUCAUUUUCAGCUGUUUUGUUUGUUGGAUUCUCCUUGUCCCAUAUCUGGUGA